This is a messenger RNA of Vidua macroura (Pin-tailed whydah), 2322 nucleotides long. RefSeq names its product RAS protein activator like 3 (gene RASAL3). Gene Ontology annotation, biological process: regulation of GTPase activity. Lineage: Eukaryota; Metazoa; Chordata; Aves; Passeriformes; Viduidae. The transcript is spliced from 14 exons. The annotation marks the transcript as partial. The record is from RefSeq and is a predicted model, not a curated record.
AUGGAGGUGGAAGCCCCCCCGGCCACCCCCGAGCCCCCCGCCCUGCUGAAGACCUACAAGUGGCGCACGGGAGGGGACCCCGAAAAGAGCGGGGGGUCCCCGGGGAGCCGGCGCUGGGCGAGGCUGCAGGGCUGGAAGCGCUCCUACAGCCACCCCGACACCGAGGGCGACAGGGCUGGCGACAGGGGUGGCGACAGGGCUGGCGACAGGGCUGGCGACAGGGGUGUCCCCAAGGCCAGCGCGCGGCGCUCGCUGUUCCGGAGGGCGUUUUCCGCCCCCUCCAAGCGGUACCUGCGCGCCGUGGGCAGGAGGGGACGCGGCGAGAGCGGAGCCAGGGCGGAGCUGGAUGGGGCAGGUGAGGGGUUUGGGGUGAGGGGGGUGACCCCCCUGGGGACAUCCCCGCCGCCGGUGGCCCCGGUGCCACCCGAUGCCACCGUGUGGGACGUGUCCCAGUUCUCGCUGCUGGACGGACACCUGGUGCCACUGGGCAGGGACGAGGAGGCGCGGUGGCGCGGUGGCGCGUCCCCCCCGGCUGGCGGUGCCACCUCCGAGGCCACCGAGCCUCCGGCGGGCGGGAGGGACCCGGGCCCGGCCGAGCGCAGCCCCCGCAGUGAGACCCCCCCGAGCUCCCAGCUCAGCAACGUCAAGGGGCUGCUGUGGAAGAGGCUCCUCCGGGACAGGAAAAGCCGCGGUGGCACCAAAAGCGACCCAGGGGUGGUGACAGUCCCCGAGGGUGACAGGCUCCCCAGCCGCAGCGCUUCCCGCGACUCCCUGGUGCCACCGCCCGAGCUGGACCUCAGGGCUGCCAACGUCGUCGUGCGGCCGCUGCACGGCAGCCUGGUGGGCGAGCGCUUCUGCUUCCAGGUGAUCACGCCCGAGGGCAGCCGCUCCUUCGGCUGCGCCUCCCUGGCCGAGCGCGACCGCUGGAUCGAGGAGCUGCGCCGGACAGCCCAGCCCAACAAGGACAGCUGCGAGCGCCUGGAGCUGGCGCUGACCCUUUGGGUCUACGAGGGCCGGGACCUCCCCCCGCGGCGCCGCCUCCGCUGCCACCUCCAGCUGGACGGCGCCGUCUUCGCCCGCACCACGGCCAAGCCGGCCGGCGCCGACGGACAACUCUUCUGGGGCGAGCUCUUCCAGUUGGCCGCGCUGCCGCCGGCGCGCGCCCUCACCGUCGCCCUGUGCCGCGACGACCACCCCGACUGGCAGCCGGUGGCCGCCGUCACCAUCCCGCUGGCCGAGCUGGCGGCGGCGCGGCAGCCCCUGGAGCGUUGGUACGCCCUGAGCGGCGCCGGCGGCGAACGGGCGCCGGCGGUGCGGCUGCGCGGGCGUUACCGCGAGGUGAGGGUGUUGCCCAUCGUGCGCUACAAGGAGUUGGCCGAGUUCAUCACCUUCCACUACCGGGAGCUGUGCGGCCGCCUGGAGCCGGCCAUCGCCGCGCGGCACAAGGAGGAGCUGGCCGGCGCUUUGGUGCGCGUCCUGCAGAGCACCGGCAAGGCCAAGUCGUUCCUGAUCGACCUGGGCGUGGCCGAGCUCGACCGCUUCGAUGACCACGAGGCGCUGAUCUUCCGCGAGAACACCUUGGCCACCAAGGCCAUCGACGAGUACAUGAAGCUGGUGGGGGCCAAGUACCUGCAGGACACGCUGGGGGAGGUGGUGGCCCAGCUCUGCAGCUCCGAGGAGAGCUCCGAGGUGGACCCCAGCAAGUGCUCGGGGCCGGAGCUGUCCGAGCACCAGCAGCACCUGCGGCAGGUCUGCGAGGAGACGCUGCGGCGCAUCGCCGACGGCUCCGAGUCCUUCCCGGCGGAGCUGGGCGAGGUGUUCGCGGCGUGGCGCGACGAGUGCGCGGCGCGCGGCAAGGCGGCCAUCGGCCAGCGCCUGGUGUCGGCCUCGCUCUUCCUGAGGUUCCUCUGCCCGGCCAUCAUGUCCCCGAGCCUCUUCGGCCUCGUCCAGGAGUACCCCGGCGAGGCCACCGCCCGCACCCUCACGCUGGUGGCCAAGGUCAUCCAGAACUUGGCCAACUUCACCACGUUCGGCGAGAAGGAGCCCUACAUGACCUUCAUGAACGACUUCCUGGAGCGCAGCUGGGCCACCAUGACCGAGUUCCUGCAGGCCGUGGCCACCCCAGAGGCCAGCGCCCACAUGGCCACCUACGAUGGCUACGUGGACCUGGCCCUGGAGCUCGCCACGCUCCACCUGCUGCUCUGUGACAUCUUCUCCAGCCUCGACCAGGCCACGCAGGAGGAGCUGGAGCCGCUGCCCACCAUCCUCAGGGCCAUCAGGGAGGGGACACCUGUCCCCGUGUCCGUCCGCCUCAGCUCCACC